Messenger RNA from Galdieria sulphuraria, 1955 nucleotides. Its product is annotated as zinc finger (C3HC4-type RING finger) family protein. Gene Ontology annotation, biological process: positive regulation of transcription by RNA polymerase II. The transcript has 4 exons. Lineage: Eukaryota; Rhodophyta; Bangiophyceae; Galdieriales; Galdieriaceae. The record is from RefSeq and is a predicted model, not a curated record. Bases 33 to 1886 code for a protein of 617 amino acids. Gene Ontology annotation, molecular function: transcription cis-regulatory region binding; metal ion binding.
CUAUCGUUUAAGAGAUUGUGGUUUAAAAAACAAUGAGUCACUGGAACGAAUAUUCGCAGCUCAACGCCACUCAGGCUACCGGUACUGUCGCUCUUAAUAAGGACGCCACGCAACCAACUGAGCCCCUUGAAAUAGGUUCUUACAAGAAGAAACAAAGUAACAAGGACAACCGUCGACAGAAAUGGACUUGUAAUCGGAUUGACUGGCCUGAAGGCAGCACCUAUGGGAACCAUACCCAUGUUCAUUAUGAAGAAAAAAUUGGGACAAGCAAUAGAUGUUCUUCGCUGCAAGGUUCGUUUGAGAACGUACAAAGAGUUGCCAGUCAAAAAUACGGCGGUUCGCAGUUGCACUUUAUCAACUUGGAAGGGUCGGAAUUCAACAAGGAAAAUUUUCCCUUAGCUAGCUAUCAUUUUGCCAUCUGUAGAAAUGCAAAACUUUAUACUGGAAAUAGUCUAUUGGAUGUUUCAGUGGAGUGGCCAGAUGUGGAAGCAGUUGUUAUAUUCCAUGAUGAAGUUCAGGAGAAUUUGUGCUGUCCAGUGUGUCUAGAUAAGGUUCGAGCCCCACGAGUGACAAAGUGCGGACAUUUGUUUUGUCUUUUGUGUCUUUUAAGAUUUUUUUCUUUUCAUGAUAUGGCAGCCUGUAAAUGUCCACUUUGUGGAAAGAAGAUUCGGUUGGAAGACUUACGUCCAGUAGAUAUUCGAUUAGUUGCUCCGUGUUAUGUUGGAAUGGAACAGUGUAUGAGACUUGUUAUUAGAAGAAAAGAGUCCUUUAUAGCAAAGCCAUUUUUCCGUGAGUCUUGGCAGGCAUAUUUGGCAGAUUGCAGUAUUCCGGAUGAUCACAAAGAAGAUCAUCACGGUUGCUAUAUGCAGCCUAUAUAUUCGAGGAUAUUCAUUGCAAAUGACCAACGUCUUUUAUAUCUAUUGGAGAGAGAUGAAAAGGAUAUAGAGCAAAUGGUGACAGACGACUCUUCCUAUAUUCCCUAUGCAGACUAUGCAAUAGAAGAGUUGGUGCAGAAAAGGAAGCAUUUGGAAGAAAAUCUCCGUCAAGAAAGAAGAGAACGAUUCUUUGAAAUUUCAUCUGAAAAUGGCCAAACUACGAAAAUGGAAACGCCAUCCCGGGAGGUGGAUCCCUCUCAGCUUUAUGACUUUCGAUUUAUUUUUCAAGCAGAGAGUGGUCAAGAUGUGUAUUUGCAUCCGUUUAAUGUAAAAUGCUUGUUAGAACAUUAUGAGCAUUUGUGCUUGGCACCACAAGUCGUUCAAGGAAAGGUGGUGGAAGUGGAACGUUGUACGAUGACUGAACAACUGAAAAGACGAAUGCGCUUUUUAUCGCAUUUACCUUUGGGUUGUGAGUUUUACUUUGUCGAGCUCGAUUUAUCCCCUGUUCUUCCUGCAAAUGUAUUGAACAAGUUUGCCAAAACUCUACAAAGAAGGGCAAAAGAACGGCUUCGACGAGAAGAGGAAGAGCUAGCCUUUCACCGUGAAAGGGACUCGAUUCCUGCAUAUGAAGAAGAAAGGAAGAAAUGGUUUCAGCGUGAAGUUUCAUUUUCAGUUGAUAUGAAUGAGCAGUCUUUCCCUAGUCUUGUUGGCUUAUCAAAUGACUCUGUUGGACAGACUGAAGUUCGUAGAGGAGAAGAAUCGAGUUAUGCAGCUGUAACUUCUCAUAUGGGAUAUUUUCCUAGUAUUCCUUAUGGAGAAUGUGGUUCUUCCACUAUUCCUUGGUCAGGAAAGAGUCCUGACAACAUAUCACAAGCGUAUUCCAUAUCAGCUGACACAGAAGAGACAAAUAUUCUUGGUUCUUCUCCUAUGAAGAAUAAGAAGAAGAAAGUUCGAGUUUUGUUCAGUAACAUUCCUAGGAGAGGGUUUGAAGGAAGUCGUGCAUUGGAAUAAAAUGAGAUUAUUCUGGUUCAACAAGCUUUGUUAGUUAUCGUUGAAUGGUGCUAGUCACCAGUCCAGUGC